Molecule: messenger RNA, 345 nt
Organism: Cyphellophora europaea CBS 101466
Lineage: Eukaryota; Fungi; Ascomycota; Eurotiomycetes; Chaetothyriales; Cyphellophoraceae
Product: 60S acidic ribosomal protein P1
Exons: 4
Coding region: 1-345 (114 amino acids)
Biological process (GO): translational elongation; cytoplasmic translation
Cellular component (GO): cytosolic large ribosomal subunit; ribosome
Molecular function (GO): protein kinase activator activity; structural constituent of ribosome; ribonucleoprotein complex binding
Source: RefSeq, a predicted model, not a curated record
AUGGCCUCCGCUGAGCUCGCAAACGCCUACGCCGCCCUCAUCCUCGCCGAUGACGGCGUUGACAUUACCGCUGAUAAGCUCACUACCAUCAUCAAGGCCGCUGGUGUCGCUGAUGUUGAGCCCAUCUGGUCCAGUCUCUUCGCCAAGGCUCUCGAGGGCAAGGAUGUGAAGGACCUCCUCCUGAACGUCGGCUCAGGUGGUGGUGCCGCUGCUGCACCUGCUGCUGGCGGUGCUGGCGGUGCUGCUGCCGGUGGUGACGCCGCUGACGCCCCGGCUGCGGAGGAGAAGAAGGAAGAGGAGAAGGAGGAGUCUGACGACGACAUGGGCUUCGGUCUGUUCGACUAA